CUACACCUAUAGAAGCUAUGCAGGUCAUUGGACCAGAAAUUGCAAAGAUUUCGAAUUUUGUAGGUCAAGAGACACCUGAUGAUUUUAUCAGAAAAAUUAUGCAGGUUUUAUCUCCAGUAUGGGCCUGGAGUACUGAUGGAAAUGUAGUGGUGGUACCUGAUAAUAUUCCAGCUGAUUUCCCUAUAAAUGCUAAUCAGGCUAUUGAUUCAGAUGUACACUUUAUCACAUGGCUUAACGAGAAAUUCAAAACUAUUGGAACUAUGCAAUUUGCUCUAAGUGGUUUAAUGCAAGAAAAGUUCACAGCCUUUGAUACACCAGAUAGCUAUGAAAGAAAAGUCCAUCCAUAUUUGAUUGGGUUUGUGCAAAAUGAUCCUAAUAUUAUUAAUAUACUUCUAGGACAUCUACCUAAUGAUCUUUUUAAUAGAAUGGAGAAUGCAGGGCCUGCUAAUAUAAUGCCUAAAAAUCCACAAUUUACUCAAUUCUAUCAUCAACCAGAUCAAAAUAUUGCUCUACAACCAUUUCAAAAUAUUGUUCCACAACCAAUUCAAAAUAUUACACCUCAAGCAGUUCAACAACUGGUUCAACCAACUUAUUAUAAAGUCAAUCCUAAAGCUUAUGUUGAAGAUACAUAUGGUCCAGGUACAUGGGCUUUAGAUAAAAGGGGGUUAGAUACAUAUAACAUGACCAGAGAUAUUAUAAAUCACAGUAAAGAUAUUUUGAAGCAUAAUCAGGAUAUAGGAAUAUUAGAGACACUGCCCAGAAAGCUAUAUAUUGAUAAUGAAGAAAAUCGUCCUGAUGAUCCUAUGGAUAUUGAUUAUAUUCUUUAUAAUCUCUCCAGACAACUUCCAGUGGUAAAAAAUCCAUCUCAUGAAAAUACUUCUUUGAAUGAGCAACAGCCUGUUGAGAACACUUCUAAUAUUCAACCAGCUAUUGGAAAUGUUAGUGAACCUAUGUUAAGAAUCCCUAGUGCUAUCCUUGAUAGCAGUGCAAAUUGUUCUAUAAUGUCAUUAAAUAUUGCUAAAAGAUUGGGACUUGAUAUAGAUACAAGUAGAACUACUUCUCUUGAAGGUGUCACUACUGAAUCAGAUACAAUUGGAUGGGUAUACAAUAUUCCU
Entrophospora candida is the source of this 1115-nucleotide messenger RNA. The record is from the annotation of a GenBank genome assembly. Lineage: Eukaryota; Fungi; Glomeromycota; Glomeromycetes; Entrophosporales; Entrophosporaceae.